This is a messenger RNA of Microthlaspi erraticum, 222 nucleotides long. NCBI's taxonomy places the organism in Eukaryota, Viridiplantae, Streptophyta, Magnoliopsida, Brassicales, Brassicaceae. The record is from the annotation of a GenBank genome assembly.
AUGCUAAGCAAAGCCAAGAAAGGUUCUCACAUUCGCACAAGAGAUAAUAUGGGGUUUGAAAUGAAAAGGCUUAGGUUUAAGUGCCCCCCAAAGAACUGGGAGCUAGGUCGUGGUCUGGAGAUGGAGACGGCCAUCAGGAGCACUCCACUCGACUUUGUGUCACUCGAUCGAGCUUGCUCUUGCUCGAUCGAGUUGUGCCUCGAGUUGGCUCUUCCUUCCUAA